UCGUGUUGUGUUGUAGGAUGUGGACGCCGCCACCCUGGCCAGACUGGACCUGGAGAGACGCAUCGAGGGACUGCAGGAGGAGAUCGCCUUCCUCAAGAAGAUCCACGAGGAGGAGAUCCGUGAGCUCCAGGGCCAGAUGCAGGAGUCUGCAGUGCAGGUCCAGAUGGACAUGUCCAAACCAGACCUGACCGCCGCGCUCAGGGACAUCCGCACCCAGUACGAGGCCAUCGCCGCCAAGAACAUCUCAGAGGCUGAGGACUGGUACAAGUCUAAGGUGUCUGAUCUGAACCAGACCGUGAGCAAGAACAACGAUGCCCUGAGAAUUGCCAAGCAGGAGUCCAUGGAGUACCGCCACCAGAUCCAGUCAUACACCUGCGAGAUCGACUCACUCAAGGGCACCAACGAGUCCCUGAUGAGGCAGAUGCGCGAGAUGGAGGAGCGCAUGGGCCGCGAGGCGUCCGGCUACCAGGACACCAUCGCCCGUCUGGAGGGCGACAUCGCCAAGAUGAAGGACGACAUGGCGCGCCACCUGCGCGAGUACCAGGACCUGCUCAACAUCAAGAUGGCCCUCGACAUCGAGAUCGCCACCUACAGGAAGCUGCUGGAAGGAGAGGAGAGCAGGAUCACUAUUCCAACACAGUCAUUUGCCGCCAUGGGCUUUAGAGAGACCAGCCCAGAGAUGGCGAGGGGAGACGGGGGCUCGUCCAAGAUGAGCGGGGGCUCCUCCUCUGCACAUGGCCGCAGCUCCGAGGUGCACUCCAAGAAGACCGUGCUGAUCAAGACCAUCGAGACCCGCGACGGCGAGACUGUGAGUGCCACGGAGGAGGAUUUCCAAGAAACACAUGUUUCUGAAAAGAAAAGAGAGGGAGGAAAGGGAGAAAAAAAGAGACGAGGGAAAGCACCCCCUGAGAAAUAUCUGGAGCCAGAACAGGUGGUGAGUGAGUCUACUCAGCAUCAGCAGGACAUUAUGUAAGCUACGGAACACGGAACCUUGGCUUUAGAAUCCAGCCAGAGCAGAUAAAGCAGACCCAAUCAGAUAAUGGAAUUUUCCAUUGACACAGAGGCCUUCAGUUUUAUUGAAAGGACGAGAAGAUGUCUUCUUCUUUUUUUUUCUUUUUUUUCCCUUCUCUUUUCUCUGCCUUCCUUUUCUUUUCCUCUUUUCUCUUUUUUAAAUGCACAUGCUCGCUGAUAGGCUGACCACCACAACUCCCCGCUAGCAACAGAGCGACACAUAUACCCACAGACGUACACAUACACACUCACACACACUUACACACACACACACACACGGACACAUAGCCAUGUGCACGAGUAAAACAAAGCACGAAGAAAAGGGCAAAAAACAAAGUGAGUGUGUGUGUUUGUGUGUGUGUGUGUGUGUGUGUGUGUGUGUGUGUGUGUGUGUGUGUGUGUGUGUGUGUGUGUGUGUGUGUGUGUGUGUGUGUGUGUGUGUGUGUGUGUGUGUGUUUGUGUGUGUGUGUGUGUGUGUGUGUGUGUGUGUGGAAUGAGAUAAAGCCAUAAAUAGACAAAGACAGACUGAAUGAGGUCUGAAGCGGAGUGCCAAGCCUGUGCAUGCAUCACUGGGGGAAAUGAAUGUUGUGUUUGAGGUGGGAAUGUUGUGUUUGAGGUGGGUAUGUGUGUGUUUCCGUGUGUGUGUGUUAUGUGUGAGUGUGUGUGUGUGCGCAUGUGUGUGUGUGUGUUACUUUGUGUUUGGAGAACAGGGGCAAGGUCUGCCUGAAUGUGUAGCAUUUUGUGUCACAGUAACUAAACUAAAGAAUAAACCUUUCAGUGUUCAUCACUUGAAUCUUGA
Molecule: messenger RNA, 1810 nt
Organism: Engraulis encrasicolus (European anchovy)
Lineage: Eukaryota; Metazoa; Chordata; Actinopteri; Clupeiformes; Engraulidae
Gene: desma
Product: desmin a
Exons: 8
Coding region: 137-973 (278 amino acids)
Biological process (GO): intermediate filament organization; skeletal muscle organ development
Cellular component (GO): Z disc; intermediate filament; cell-cell junction
Molecular function (GO): structural constituent of cytoskeleton
Source: RefSeq, a predicted model, not a curated record